CUCCAACUCUCAAAGUGCUCCCUGGCCUUUUUGUUCUUCUCUUACUUUUCUCUGCUGCGUCGGACACAGCUUGGUCGUUGGUCGUGGUCGUAACUGUACAUCAUUGACUGGUGUUCACAGCAAGAGAAAGAGAGGACCGGCAGCUCGUCAAACAGAUAAAAGGAUUGGCGGUCUGGAAGGUGCUCGAAGAAGUUGAAUGUCGAUUUGGAGAGCUGUGGCCGCAGUUGACCACACGCUGCGUACCCCUCGAUUUCUUUGUGGAUUGACUCACAAUUUCGAUACACGACCUGCUCGCUCUUUUCGCACGCUCUCUUCACAAAAUACUCGGCGGCGAGAGACACUGAGCGACAAUAAGCGGGACUAUUCUUCCCACAGGAGUCUCGAGCGACGGAACUACAACUGGGCCUUUUCACCUGCACUGCGCACAUCAAAAGCACAGGUGCAACGGCACACGACCGUCAGAAUGGCGUCAACAAAUAUAGGAGACACUCACAAAUGGAGUGCUCCGGUCGUGAGAGAUACCUUUCUCAAGUACUUUGAGGACCGGGGCCAUACGUUUGUAAAAUCCUCGCCCGUCGUGCCUGUAUCCGAUCCUACCCUCCUCUUCACCAACGCUGGCAUGAACCAGUUCAAACCGAUAUUCCUCGGCACUGUCGACCCGACGAGCAAAGAAGGCCAGUACAAGCGCGCGGUCAACUCGCAGAAAUGUAUACGUGCUGGUGGCAAGCACAAUGACCUCGACGACGUCGGCAAAGACAGCUACCACCACACUUUCUUCGAGAUGCUGGGCAAUUGGUCGUUCGGAGAUUACUUCAAGACGGAGGCCAUCACAUACUCGUGGGAACUGCUGACCAAAGUCUUCGGUCUGGAGCCGGAUCGAUUGUACGUCACCUACUUCGAAGGCAACGAGGCCGGCGGACUGGAACCGGACAUCGAGGCGAAAGAGCUCUGGAAGAGCGUCGGCGUUGCGGAAGACCAUAUCCUGCCGGGCAAUAUGAAGGACAAUUUCUGGGAGAUGGGCGACCAAGGUCCUUGCGGUCCCUGCUCCGAGAUUCACUACGACCGAAUCGGUGGACGGAAUGCGGCGCAUCUGGUAAACCAGGACGACCCGAAUGUGUUGGAGAUCUGGAACAAUGUCUUCAUCCAGUACAACAGGGAACCGGACAAGAGUCUGCGGCCGCUGCCGAACAAGCAUGUCGAUACAGGUAUGGGCUUCGAACGGCUGGUCAGUGUGCUGCAAAAUAAGAUGUCGAAUUACGAUACGGAUGUGUUCACGCCCAUCUUUGCGCGGAUCCAAGAGGUUACUGGGGCGAGACCGUACUCUGGCAAUUUUGGUGACGAGGACAAGGAUGGAAUCGACACUGCAUAUCGAGUUGUUGCAGACCAUGUACGGACGUUGACAUUUGCGAUUAGCGAUGGAGGGAUCCCCAACAAUGAAGGCCGAGGAUAUGUCGUGCGACGAGUGUUACGGCGUGGAGCGCGGUAUGCCAGAAAAUAUUUCAACGUCGAGAUUGGCGAUUUCUUUGCGAAGAUUGUGCCGACUUUGGUCGAGCAGAUGGGUGGCAUGUUCAAGGAGAUCGUUGCAAAGGAGGAUGAAGUCAAGGAGAUUCUGAACGAAGAAGAGCUGUCAUUCGCAAAGACUCUGGAUCGAGGAGAGAGGCAAUUCGAGGUUUAUGCUCAGAAGAGCCAGGUUCAAGGCUUGAAGAGUCUGCAUGGUGCCGAUGUGUGGCGGUUAUACGAUACUUUCGGCUUUCCUGUCGACCUAACCAGACUUAUGGCUGAGGAGAGAAAUCUGUCGAUUGACGACAAUGAAUUCGAGGCCGCGAGAUUACGGGCCAAAGAAGCUAGCAAGGGCGAAAAGAAGGCGGCGAGUGACCUGUUGAAGCUUGAUGUUCACGACCUUGGCGAGCUCGAGAAGAUGCCCGGCGUCACAAAGACGGACGACAGUGCGAAGUAUGGCAGGGGAAACAUCACAGGCACGAUUCAGGCGAUUUAUCAUGCGAAGGAGUUUCACCCCGACACACAAGCAAUUCCCGAAGGCGAUCAGGUUGGUAUCAUCCUCGACCGGACUUGCUUCUACGCUGAGCAGGGUGGUCAAGAGUACGAUACCGGACGACUUGUCAUUGAUGGGCAAGCGGAGCUUGAGGUUGAGAACGUACAGCUUUAUGCUGGCUAUGUCUUGCAUACCGGGUACAUGAAGUAUGGCCAUUUCGCCGUCGGACACACCGCGAUCUGUGAGUACGAUGAGUUGAGGAGGUGGCCUAUUCGGAACAACCAUACCGGAACACAUAUUCUCAACUUUGCGCUGCGGGAAGUCCUUGGUGACGGCAUCGAGCAGAAAGGGUCGCUGGUCGCUCAAGAGAAACUACGAUUCGAUUUCAGUCACAAGGCUGGUAUCUCAGAUGCUGAUAUACAGAAGGUUGAAGAUAUCUCGACAGAGUAUAUCCGACAGAAUUGCCCAGUCUAUGCGAAGGAUGUCCCUCUCGUCAUUGCGCGGGAGAUCUCCGGCGUCAGGGCCGUCUUUGGCGAGACGUAUCCGGAUCCCGUGCGGGUUGUGUCUGUUGGCGUCGAAGUCGAUGACAUCUUGAAGAAUGUCAAGGACGAGAGGUGGAAGACAGUCAGCAUUGAGUUCUGCGGUGGAACACAUGUAAAGGCCACCGCUGAUAUCAAAGACCUGGUUAUUCUCGAGGAGAGUGGUAUCGCAAAGGGCAUUCGACGAAUCAUUGCAGUCACAGGCGAAGACGCGCAUGAAGUGCAACGUGUGGCGGACAUGUUCUCAGACAAACUGAAGGGUCUUGAGGACAUGCCGUUUGGACCGAGCAAAGAGCAAGAAGCCAAGGCAAUUCAGCUUGAGCUGAACAAUUUGUCGAUAUCGGCGGUAAAGAAAUCGCAGCUCCGGGAGCGAAUGACCAAGGUCAGCAAGGAGAUCCUCGAUCAGCAGAAGAAGUUGCAGAAGGAGGAGUUGAAGAAGGCGACCGAUUCGAUCAGCGAGUACUUUGAGAAGAACAAGGACGCGAAAGCGGCGGUGCUGAGACUCCCCGUCGGUGGAAACCCCAAGAUCGUGCCGGAUGUGGUCAAGCAUGUGCAGACCAAGUUGAAGGAUAAGAGUGUGUAUGUGAUUGUGGCGGAUGACGGGGAACCCGAGGGGAAGGUGUUCCACGGAUGCUUUGUGAGCCCGGAAGGAGUCAAGGCCGGUAUUACGUCUGCAGACUGGUCGGCGCAAGUAUCGCAAUUAGUGGGCGGUAAAGCUGGUGGGAAGGCGCCGGUUGCGAUCGGGACAGGAACAGAGCAGGCGAAGGUGGACGAGGCAGUUGAGGCGGCCAGGGAAUAUUUGGAAAAGUUCAAGCUGUGAGAUGUUGGCUGCUGGGUAUCGAGGCGUAGUGUCCCUUCGACCAACAAUCAAUAUGGAGCCGCAAGAAAAGAAUCACUCGACUCUGGGUGUAGUGCAUGGCUCGAUGCACGGGGACCUACAAGGCUUAGGACGAUGCUGGAACCCUGGAAAGAUCAGAAGAUCGCGGGUCACAGCCUGGGUGUGGUAGCACCUGGGACGGUCGCGUGAUGUGGUGUUGGGAGGCAUGAGUAGGUUGUGUGUACAUCAACAUCAACAUCAACGGUGAUGGCGGGCUUUGUAUGUCACGACUGGGAGCUGGUUAGCUGUAGCCAUCUGGGCCGGCCAAUGCACAGCAUAGAGGGCUUGAUCAAAUGUAUUCAAUAGACGGAAUGAAUCUCAUAUGGGCCACUGCAAAGGUACUCGGUACAAGCAGCGAGGAUAAACAUGGGUUCAGUACCUUAGCUUGGGUAGGUAGGCAGAUACAAGAGCGUACUGUGGUA
Exophiala xenobiotica is the source of this 3831-nucleotide messenger RNA. Its product is annotated as alanine-tRNA ligase. Gene Ontology annotation, biological process: tRNA modification; alanyl-tRNA aminoacylation. The record is from RefSeq and is a predicted model, not a curated record. The transcript has 3 exons. Lineage: Eukaryota; Fungi; Ascomycota; Eurotiomycetes; Chaetothyriales; Herpotrichiellaceae. Bases 197 to 3352 code for a protein of 1051 amino acids. Gene Ontology annotation, molecular function: nucleic acid binding; ATP binding; aminoacyl-tRNA deacylase activity. Gene Ontology annotation, cellular component: mitochondrion; cytoplasm.